GUAAGUCUCUGUCUGAGACCUAUAUUACUAAAUUAUUAAAUUCGCUCACGAUCAUGAUGUAUGUAGACUAGGAAGCUCUGUGGAACAUCCAAAACUAGGUUGAAACUAGGAAUAUGAAGAGUAUCAUCGUGUAUUCGAAUGAAUGAAAGAUUGAAGUAGUAGCUGUACAAAUGACAAUGAACAUGAGAACAAGAAAGGAAUCAACUUUUGCAGAAUUGGUGUCAGUUGUGUCAGAUUGGUAUGAUGAACACAUACCCAUCAAUAUGCUGAAAGUAUUAUUCAGGGACCAUAUAGGCGAUACUUAUUCAUUACAUACUUCUUCUAAGACGAUAGAUUUAAUGAAUAUGCUGAAAACAUUUUGUUGGAGUCCAGCUGACCUUACUCUCCUCUAUGAUACUAUUAAGGCAACAAAACAAUUUGGUUUGGAACAUGAUAUUCAAAAUAAAAUGCCAUCAUUCCAAAUUGACAAAAAUAUCAGGGAUAAAGAAAUUACAGUAUUCACACUGCAUCGGCAAAGGCUUGUAAAGCUGGGGAUGUCGCUAACUCCAAGUGAUGUACAAAAGAUUAGUGAUCUGUAUAAGGUAAAACAUACAGAUAGAUGGAGUUUGAUCAUGGAUCUAGAACAUAACAUGGUCAUUUGUGAAGAAAACAUGGACACAUUCAUUGACAAGUUGAAGACACAUAAUCUACACCAAGCAGUGAAAUCUCUAACAGAAGACAUUCCAAAGCCAUCUUCAAACCCAGGACAAGCAAGUGACAUUCCGAACCCAUCUUCAAACCCAGGACUAGCAUGUGAUGUGAAAUUAAUUCUUAAGCGCAAAAGAGAGGACGAUCAACCACAUCCAGAAUAUGUUCUUGAUUUGUUGGAAGAACUUAAUGAAUGUAAAGACAUUCUUACUUUGAAGGAAAACCCAAAAGAUUUUGUUAAACUUAGGAGCAUCGUCUCCUUUUAUGAAGAUCUUGGUUUAGAUUUAAAGGAAAUUGGAGAAGAAUCUAUAGUAUUUCAUCUCUCAACACAUGAUCCUGAUCCUUUGAUGCAUCUAUGGGAGAUACAUUCUAGCGGGACGCUUAUCCAAGAUUUAGCAGAUAUAUUAGUCCCAGAGAUACAUCAACAGGAGUUCUUAGGUGAAUGGAUGACGUACAUCGAUGAAAAUCAAUACAAAGCUGCACUCGAUAAUCUGAAAGAAGAAGAAAUUUUUGAUAUUUCGGAAAUAAUUGAAACACUGCGGCAAUUUACCAAAGGUACAUAUUUAUUGUUACUUAAUACUUACACCAAGGAAUUUAAUUUGAUUUGAUUGAUAAGCUUGACGAUUUGAAAUACUACAGUUUUAGAGGCGGAUCUAGGUAGGGGUCAUGCAACAUGCAAAGCACUGAGCAGGUGCAUAGCUUUUUUUCACACUUGCAGAUACCUCUUCUUUAACGUUUGAAAUUGAUAUUCAUUACUGUACAUCAUUAUCACAAGAUGGUUUAAGAGUAUUGUAUUAAGAAUUAUUUCUGAAUAAAAGUAUCUUUUCGAAGAUCUUGCCUUGUUAAAUUUUGAUAAGAAGAGGGUGUAUCAUAUUGGUCUCUGGUAUUUUCCUUGCAAUGUGAACCAGUUUUGGUCAACUGUGCAUGCGCAAAAUGCUUUAAAUGAAUUUGAUUUCCCAACAAACCCUCAAUUGCCCAAAUG
This is a messenger RNA of Anneissia japonica, 1669 nucleotides long. RefSeq lists its product as uncharacterized. NCBI's taxonomy places the organism in Eukaryota, Metazoa, Echinodermata, Crinoidea, Comatulida, Comatulidae. The transcript has 7 exons. The coding region runs from base 171 to 1295 and encodes 374 amino acids. The record is from RefSeq and is a predicted model, not a curated record.